Chilo suppressalis (striped riceborer) is the source of this 351-nucleotide messenger RNA. Lineage: Eukaryota; Metazoa; Arthropoda; Insecta; Lepidoptera; Crambidae. The record is from the annotation of a GenBank genome assembly.
AUGUCGCCGGUUUAUGUGAAUUGUUUCGACUCGAUUGAUCGAAUUCGGGAUAGGGAUCAAUUACCAUUAAAAGGCCACCAAGAUGAGGAUGACUCGAAGAAACAGGAAACCUUAGAACCUAAGGUGUUUACUACAAGAUGUACCACAGAUCAAGCUAUUAAAGUGGAUCCUAGUUAUGUGCCAACUGAGAGUGACGAAAAUACAGUGGAGGGAAACAGUGUAGAUGUGGGUUCAAAUGAAAAAGAAAAGGAAGUACUCCACUCCGACGCUGGAUCCGUUGAAAAACCAAAGAAGAAGUAUGUCCAGCCAUCACCGAGGCAUGAUCCAGACCACUACAUUGACGAUGUUUGA